Durusdinium trenchii is the source of this 1125-nucleotide messenger RNA. Lineage: Eukaryota; Dinophyceae; Suessiales; Symbiodiniaceae. The record is from the annotation of a GenBank genome assembly.
AAGUUGCUUCGCUGUUCUCUCGACUUGGUGCCAAAGUUGGGCCAUUUGCGCCACGGAGUUCACACCAUGUCAUCCGAGUGGCGGAAAGCCUCGGAGCACUUCGUUUGCGGUGGGAUCGCUGGGAUGGUUGCAAGGACGGUGAUUGCGCCAGUGGAGAGAGUUUGGGGCAGAGAGUUCAACGCUGAUCAACAGAGCAAGCAUUAAUGGUAAGUGAUGUUUGUAGAAGACAUGCCUUAGAUUUGCCUUCGAACCGAUCUUAACAUCUCCUGGGCGACCAAGAUCAAAAUCAUUUACCAGAUCAAUUCCAAAAACAGCGGCCGUGAUCACGGCUGGCUGCGGAUCAUCACCAAAGUGAUGGACGAGAGUGGUGGAGGCCUUCAAAAGGUCACAGCCUUUUGGAAAGGCAAUUCGGUGGCGGUGCUCCGUGUUUUUCCUUAUCUUGGAGUUCAACUGGCCUCGAACGAGUUUUUCCGUCGACAAUUAAAAACACUGGCCAAAGGUCCAGUUGCUGUCACCCCAGAGGUGCAAAAGUUUUUCGCUGGAGGAGGAGCCGGUUUGACGGCUGUGCUUUGCACAUAUCCCUUGGAUUUGGCCCGUGCGCGCAUGGCACUGCUUAUGGAACAAGGUGCCCAAGAGAUGCCGUCCAUGGCUGGCACUGUCCGGGAGGUCUGGCGCCAGGGAGGGGUUCGGGCUCUCUACUCUGGUGCUGGUGUCUCGAUGACGGGUGCAGCCAUCUAUUGUGGCUUGAAAUUUGCAAGCUACGAUGCUUCGAAGGAGUUGUGCCAGAAAUAUUUGCUGCCAGAUCCUGAAGGACCUCCAAGCCCUUUCCAUCGCGCCAUGAGCGGUGGCCUUGCUGGCGUCCUGGCGCAGACCUUUGUGUAUCCGUUUGACGUGCUGCGAAGGCGGCUUCAGACCGGUGGCCCUGCGAUGCUGGAGAAAUAUCCCGGCAGCAUAAGAGGCCUUUGGCGGCUUUACCAAGAGGAAGGCGUUGUUCGUGGCCUCUACAGGGGCUGCGCAUUGAACUACGUUAAGACAGUGCCGAACACCACAGUCUACUUGGCACUCUUUGACUAUCUGAAAGACAGCUUUUGUUCAGCAUGAAUCUCCAUGGACUUCACUGCCGCA